Messenger RNA from Portunus trituberculatus (swimming crab), 2256 nucleotides. It is a transcript of the gene AlkB, whose product is annotated as nucleic acid dioxygenase ALKBH1-like. The record is from RefSeq and is a predicted model, not a curated record. Gene Ontology annotation, biological process: oxidative RNA demethylation. The transcript has 8 exons. Gene Ontology annotation, cellular component: nucleus; cytoplasm. Lineage: Eukaryota; Metazoa; Arthropoda; Malacostraca; Decapoda; Portunidae. Gene Ontology annotation, molecular function: broad specificity oxidative DNA demethylase activity; ferrous iron binding; oxidative RNA demethylase activity. The coding region runs from base 720 to 2162 and encodes 480 amino acids.
UCGCCAAGAUCAAGAGGAAGAUCGGACCAGCUGACCUAAAUAUAAACAAAUAUCAAGAUCACACGAGGAGAAAAGGAAGACUGCGAUUACUGAAACAGGCAAGAAAUAAAGAAUAACACAGAAUAGAAGAAUAAGGUUAAGAGAUUGAUGAUAGGAGAAAUAUACAGGUCUUCAUAACAAGCAAAGAAAAUACCAACACCACUACCACCAUCACCACCUACCUCGUCACGUCCUAAAAACAACAAGAAAGUACCACCACCAUCACCACCAAGGAGAGAGAGAGAGAGAGAGGAGAAUACUGGAGGGACCUGAACACAACACUGAAGGGAAGGAGGUCCUAUAAAUGAUAAAGGGGAAGAGGUCACAAGAAGAACAAGACCACCACUACUACUGUGAACACAAAGAUUAGGAAGGAAUAAAAAGACCAUAUCCAUCACAAACUAGAAGAAAAGAAAAGAAAGGGCAAAAAAGGGAAGAUGAAAAGAGAUGACUAAAGAAUGAAAAGAGGAUAAGAAAGAUGGUCUGAUGAAUAUGUAAAAGGAAGAGAAAAGAAAGAUAGUCUGGUGAAUAAGUAAAAGAGAAAAAGAAAGAUGAAAUGAUAAAAAAGAAAAAUGGAAUAGAAAGAUUAUGAUGAAUAAAGAAAAGAGGAAGAAAAGGAAGAUUAUCUGAUGGACAAGACAAAAGAUGAUGAAAUUUAGAGAGUAGAGAAUACCAGACUGAUGAACAAAGAGAAAGGAAAGGAAGACAAAAUAAUGGACAUGGAAAAAGAUGAACAAGAGAAAGAAAAGGAAUGGAGACAGAUGAACAAAAGGGAGAAAGAGAAGAAAGAAAAAGAGGAUAAAGAUGGAAGGAGAGACAAACAGAUAAAGACGGGGAGGCAAGAUCAGGAAGAGAUGAAGAAGAAAGAGGAGAAAAAAGAUAGACAGACAAAGAUAAUGAAAGAAAAUGAAAAGGAAACCAAGAAUAAAGAUGACAACAGAAAGACACACUGCCAAGGAGAGAAGACCAGGAAACAAGGCAAAGAAGAGGAAGAAGAGAAGAAGAAGGAAGAGCAGGAGCAGGAGGAGGAGGAGGAGGAGGACAGAUUCAAGGACAUCUUUAAGUACUACAAGAGGAGAAAGCCACCACCAGACCUGACCCAAGCUAUUGAUGUUGACUCCUGUUGUGUGGAGGUGCAGUCCCUCCCACUGGCAUCGGAGCAACACAAGGCUAUGGCACAGGAGGCAGGACUCACCCCCCCAGACACCUGGACUGUACACCAUCUCAUUAACCACCCAGGUGGGCUAGUAGUGGUGCGGAAUCCCUUCACCCGGGCAGGGCAGCUGGCAUGGGCUUGCCAGUGCCUGCGGGACAUGGCCAGACCGCCCCACAAGACCAACUUGGCCUCACAUGGUAUACACCUGGAGGCCAGCACCUGGUGGCAGCUGUGUCGCACGGAGGAAGGGAGGAGGUCUGGCCUGCGGGAGAAACUGCGAUGGGUGACUCUAGGGUACCACCAUGACUGGGAUACCAAGGAAUACAGUGAAGACAACCGCAGUGACAUGCCGGACAGUGUGGUGAGGCUGUGUGGUGUUGUGGCACAAGUGCUGGGCUUCUGUGGUAGUGGUAGAGGUGGUGGUGGUGAAUUUAAAGCCCAGGCAGGUAUUAUUAAUUAUUAUCACCACCACUCCACACUCAGCCCACACACAGACCACUCCGAGCCAUAUAUGGAGGCACCGUUACUCUCUUUCAGCUUUGGCCAGAGUGCUGUGUUUCUCAUAGGUGGCUGUACAAAGGCCACAGCGCCCUCUGCCAUACUGCUACACAGUGGCGACAUAGUGGUGAUGGCCGGCGCUGCAAGGCUGUGCUACCAUGCUGUGCCCAGGAUACUGCUGCAGGCUGAGAGGAGGAAGGAGGAGGACAAGGAAGAACCAUGGGCUGUGGAGUUUGGUGAGUUUAAGACAUGGAGGAAGAGGAGGAAAGUGGAGGAAAAGCAGGAUGAGGAAAUAAAAACACAAGAAACGAUGCAAAAACCCGAGAAAAGUAAACAGCACAAAGACACUGAUGAUAGUGCUGGUGAUGAUAGUGACCUCCCUGAUAUCCUACACUACCUAAGGACCUGCAGGAUUAACAUGAACAUCAGACAAGUCCUUCCUCCCUCCAUGAAUGCAUUACCCUCAUGACAAAGUUAGUAAAUGGACACGUAAAUAUAACACUGCAAUAAACUGUGAUAUAAUGAAAGAAUUUUCUUCACAACAAUAAAUCAAAUAAGGAAAA